AUGUUCUAUAGUGAUGUCAUCCUCGCAAAGCGCGGGCCGCUCGCAAGAGUCUGGCUCGCUGCGCACUGGGAGCGCAAGCUCAGCAAAACGCAGUUCCUCCAAACCAGCAUCGAAAAGAGUGUCAGCGCCAUCAUCCGUCAAGAGGUUAUCCCCAUGGCACUUCGUCUCUCCGGUCAGCUUUUGCUCGGUGUCGUCCGCAUCUAUUCGCGCAAAGCCAAGUAUCUCCUCGAGGACUGCAAUGAAGCUCUGCUCAAGAUCAAGAUGGCUUUCCGUUCCGGCGCCGUCGACAUGACCAGCGAUCAGCUCAACAUCUCCCGAAACGCCAUCACCUUGCCAGAUAUCCGCACCGACCUCGACAUUUUGCUCCCAGACCAGGCCAUGAACGACCUUGACGUCGAUUUCGAAAGACUUGCUGCCAAGAAGGCAAAGAAGCUCGCCGAUAAUCCCACCGCCUACACUGCCCGUGCAUCCGACAUCACACUUCCUACAGUAGACUACAGCGCAUUUGAUGACACCUUUGACGUCUCUUCCGGCAUCGACGGCAUCGCUUCACAAGAUUUUGACCCUGAUGGUGGACUUGAUCUCGGUCUUGAAGAUGACUUGCCCGAUGUCGAGGGGCGCAGAAAUGAAGCAGGUCAGCUUGUUGACGAGAAUGGUGAUCCUCUGCCCGAAGAUGAUUCGCUCCGCAUCGGUGUUGGUCGUGACGCUCCAAGCGAGGCCGGCCGUCAAUCGGUCGCAUCCAUGCUCAACCUCGGUAUGGACAACGACAUCACACUAGGCUCAGCUGGUGGCUCUCAAGCUCCUAGCAUCGGCGUUCCUGACUUCGACCUCGGUGGUGAAGGUCUUGAUCUCGGUCUGGACCUUGGACUUAACGCACCUAUGGACCUCGACCGAGCAGUGACUCCCCUUCCAGGCGACAACGGCAUGGCACUCGCAAUGGCCGACAUGACACCCACCACAGCCGCUCGUAUCCGCGACGCAGCUCAGCAGCGCCAACAGGAUGAAGCAGCAACCCGUCAAGCCAAAGCACGAAAGCAGGUUGUCGACGAUCUCACCGAACUCCCCGAAAGCCAGCUCGGCGGUCUCAGCCAAGGCCUCAGCCAGGGCAGUGCCAGUCAAGCCGCCAACCUCGCAGACAUCCUCACUGAAGAACGAUACCUUCCUCGCUCACGUGCUUACCUUCGACUCCUCAGCAUCCGCGAAGACCCCUUUGCCCACUUCAUGCCAUUCGCCGACCCGUCGAACAAGGACAAGGGCUCUCUCUUCAUCGGUCCCAACGGACUUGCUUCCGAGCUUAGCGAGCUGUUCACUUUCGACCUGAGUGCGAUGCGACGUCGUCGUGCAGCAGCGCUCACGGAAGAAGAUGGAUCCAACAAGCGUGCUCGUCUAGGUGCUGAUGACGAGGACGACUUUGAAAUGGGUACCGGUCGACGCGCGCAGCAGGGCCGAGAAUCGCUCGGGUUCAGAGACAUGGACACCGAUCAAACCGGCUUUGACUUUAGCAUGGGCGGUGAUCAAGGCUUUGACAUGCCCGGUAUGGACACCUCUAUGGGCCUUGAUCUCGGCGAUGAUGGGUUGCGACGAUCCACUCGCAAGUCUCGUGCUGAGCUGGAGGCGGAAGAAGCAGCCAACGAGACCGGUCGUUUGCCUGCUCUCUCUCGUCUCUCUACACCUGAUAUCGAUGAUGGAGGAUUAGACUCUCCCGCCGUCAGCUCCUCCAACCCUUUGGCAGUAUUCGACGUUCGACCAGCAGAAGAAUCACAAUCAGCUGCCAACGAAGAAGCAGCCUCCGUCCUCCGCGCAUCCGAAGACGCAGAAGCAUCUACACAAGGGUGGGCCAAAUCCACCGUCCGUGCCCUUCGCGUUGUUCGUUCUCAACUCUCCACCACCCCUGCUGCCGCUUCUACGGAAGAUGAACCCACACAAUCUCGAUUCGUAGAGAUCGACGAGGGGACAGGAGAAAAGAAGCUUUCGUUCCAGAAGAUCUCCAACAACGCUUCGAGACGUGCUGCUGCCGGAUUCUUUUUCGAGAUGUUGGUGCUGGGUACAAAAGAUUGCGUUAAGCUGCAACAGGAUGAGGCUUAUGGGGACAUUAAGGUGGCGGCGAAGGAGAGGUUGUGGAAUACCAACGCGGCAGCUUCACAGGUAGCAACAGCACUAGUGCCAGAGCCAAGGACGGCGAUGCAGGCUGAUACCUAA
This is a messenger RNA of Ustilago hordei, 2199 nucleotides long. RefSeq lists its product as uncharacterized. Gene Ontology annotation, biological process: synaptonemal complex assembly; replication-born double-strand break repair via sister chromatid exchange; mitotic sister chromatid cohesion. The record is from RefSeq and is a predicted model, not a curated record. NCBI's taxonomy places the organism in Eukaryota, Fungi, Basidiomycota, Ustilaginomycetes, Ustilaginales, Ustilaginaceae. The transcript has a single exon. Bases 1 to 2199 code for a protein of 732 amino acids. Gene Ontology annotation, molecular function: protein binding; chromatin binding. Gene Ontology annotation, cellular component: synaptonemal complex; cohesin complex.